AAGAGAGGAAGAGAUGGAAUCAAACGUCACCGCUGUGAGCACUGUGACAGAUCCUUCACAACAUCUGGAUAUUUGAAGAUUCAUCUGAGACUUCACACUGGAGAGAAACCGUACAGCUGUGACCAGUGUGGGAAAACUUUCACUGCAUCAGGUGCCCUAAAAAAACACCAACGUGUUCACACUGGAGAGAAACCACACAGGUGUGAACAGUGUGGAAAAACUUUUGCUGCACUAGAUAACCUAAAAACCCACCACCGUGUUCACACUGGAGAGAAACCGUACUGGUGUGAACAGUGUGGAAAAACUUUUGCUGCAUCAGGUCAACUAAAAACCCACCAACGUGUUCAUAAUGAAAAGAGACCAUACUGGUGUGAACAGUGUGGAAAAACUUUCACUCAAUCAGGUCACUUAAAAAUCCACCACCGUGUUCACACUGGAGAGAAACCGUAUUGGUGUGAGCAGUGUGGAAAAACUUUCUUUAAAUCAGGUGCCCUAAAAAUCCACCAACGUGUUCACACUGGAGAGAAACCGUACUGGUGUGAACAGUGUGGAAAAACUUUCUCUAAAUCAGGUGACCUAAAAAUCCACAGACGUGUUCACACUGGAGAGAAACCGUACAGCUGUGGCCAAUGUGGUAAUUCUUAUACCAACAGGAGAACUCUUAGAAGACACAAAUGUAUCCACAAAGCGUCAGUGUGACAUUUUCCACAGAGCCGAGCUAGCUGUUUCCUCCUGCCCUGAAUACAACCAGCUGUUAUCAUGUGACUGUGCAGGACUAACGUCAUGUGAUGACAGUUGAGGAAGUUUAAUUUGGAAAGAGCUGGAAAGCGUCAGUCCGGAGGGUUUAUCAGCCAAUAACAAAAUUAAAUUGGAGUAUCCAGGUUUCAACCAGUAGAGGGCAGUCACUGCAUUUUAUAGCACUAUGUGAGUCCAGAUUUGGACCUGAAUCCAUCAACAACUCUACUAAAUACCCAUACACGUUGGUUAUCAGCUGAAAUAAGAGGUUUGGGGGUUUAGUGAGUCUUUAAGGGCGCACUCACACUAUGCGAUCCGUACUGGGCACAGUUACCCCCCAAAGUUUGGUUCGUUUGACCAGUGUGAUCGUUUAAACUGGACUCUGGCACAGUACACGUGUAGUGUGAUCGCUAACCGUGCACGAGCACAGAACCCCGACACAAACCCCACUGUGCGGUGCAAAAGAGCGCUUUUUCUUUACAAAAUGACAGUUGAUAUUGACUUAACGCUCUUUACAGCAUGCUUACCGCAACAACCGAGCUGUGAUCUAAUGUUAACAUAGCUCUCCUUAUUAGCUAGGCUCCUCCUUUUUUGGGUCUCCGACAUUGACAGUUGUGUUGGACAAAUUUGUGCAGCGGUGUUGGAGAGAGAGAGAGCAUGGUGCUGCGCGAAUAUAUGCGCAGCACCAUGCGCUGCAAUCAACUACGAUUUUAAAUAGGCCUGGCCUGGUAAAAAAUCAUAUCAAUUAGGGUUGAAACGAUUCAUCGAUAAAAUUGAUUCAUAAAAUG
Molecule: messenger RNA, 1523 nt
Organism: Micropterus dolomieu (smallmouth bass)
Lineage: Eukaryota; Metazoa; Chordata; Actinopteri; Centrarchiformes; Centrarchidae
Product: zinc finger protein 239-like
Exons: 1
Source: RefSeq, a predicted model, not a curated record